UGUUAUUAAAAUAAUUGAAGAUAAUGUUAUAAUGGAUAUUAGAUACUGGUGUAAUGGACAAUUUUCCAAAUGAUAGUACUGUGACUCAUACAGUAGACUGCCUACAAUGCAACCACAUUCAUUUGUAUUUUUUUUGGGGGGGGGGUUCCUGAAUCUGCACUGUUUGCAAGUCAUAUUUUAAAAUUGCCUACCAAUUUUGAAUGGUGCAUUUUGAAGGAAAGACUCAUGAUUGCGAAGUCCCUUAGUAGGGCAAUGUUAAUAGGGAAUUUCAAUCAAAUGUGUUCAGUAGUUCCCUGGAAUAUCGACAUGUCAUUUUUAGUGGGCUUUCAUCUUAGGAGAUGACAGGUGGACACAUUUGGGAAGAUUGGAGCCUGUGAUCCUGCAGUCUAAAGCCACCAUGGAGCAAGGCUUCAGCUUCAGCACACUGAAGAAGCUGGCGGCCGAGCCGGACCACACCGACGUGAGCUUGACGGCGGCGGAGCGCGUGCUGGCCCUCAGCAAGAUGGGCUGCAGCGUGGAGAUCAACGAGGAGAUCACGCCACGCCGCUACUUCCGCUCCGGCGUGGAGAUGGAGCGCAUGGCCGCCGUGUACCUGGAGGAGGGCAGCUUGGAGAACGCCUACGUCCUCUACAACAAGUUCAUCACUCUGUUUGUAGAGAAACUCCCCAGCCAUCGAGACUACCGGGAGUGCAGCGUGCCAGAGAAGCAGGUGAUAAUGAAGAAAUUGCAAGAUGUCGCAUUUCCACGCAAAGAUCAAUUGAGGAAGCUCCUGCAUGAGAAGUUCAACAAGGAACACGCAGCAUAUCUAAUGAGUCAGAGCCAGGCUGUGGUGGUGGAUGGCUGCGGCCAGCGGCUGCAGAGGACGUCUCUGGUAGAGCAGGAGAGACUGAGGGUGGCUCAGCUGCGCAGGAUGCAGAUGGAGGCGGAGCAGUUCCGCCACUUCGAGGACCAACUGCGCAGGCAGGAGCUGGCCAAUCGCAGAGACGAGGCGGUCGCUAAAGUGCCUGAACAAACGGACGGGUCCUGCCUGUCCCACUCCUCCAAGAACCAUGUUCGUCUCGACCCAAACCGCAAUCAACCUUCUCUCCCCAGCAGCAAGCCAGCAGCUACACUGGCUGGCGUACAUACUCAACUGGUUGAGGGCCUGAGGCGGGUCAUCAUUCCGAGAGACCUGACCUACAAGUUCUUGCUGCUAGCCGACAGCAACACAGCCAGGGGCAUAGAGACAUGUGGGGUCCUCUGUGGAAACCUGACUCGAAAUGAGUUUCUGCUGACCCAUGUGGUGGUUCCCAAGCAGUCAGCUGGCCCAGACUACUGUGAUAUGGAGAAUGUAGAGGAGCUCUUCAGUUUCCAGGACCACCACAGUCUGCUGACUCUGGGCUGGAUCCAUACCCACCCCACCCAGACGGCCUUCCUGUCCAGUGUAGACCUGCACACACACGGCUCCUACCAGCUCAUGCUGCCUGAAGCCAUCGCCAUCGUCUGCUCGCCCAAACACAACGAGUGAGUCUCUGUCCCUGUCCGCUAGAAUGAGUAGGCCUGCUGAUGCUUAACGCUAAAGAAAACCAAUCCACUAAGACAUGCAAUGUGGACGGUAAUUCAAAUAGUUUACUCAGUAACGAGAAAUGUUCCAGGGAGUUAGAAAUGCGUGAUGUAGAACCGACAUGAUGAUUCUCUGUGACGUGGAACAAUGAGUCGUGUCAGUUCUAUACUCAACAUCUCUAUCUGGUUCUCUAAGUCGUGUAGACGAGGACAGUGUCUGUGAUCAAAUCAAAUCAAAUUUAUUUAUAUAGCCCUUCGUACAUCAGCUGAUAUCUCAAAGUGCUGUACAGAAACCCAGCCUAAAACCCCAAACAGCAAACAAUGCAGGUGUAAAAGCACGGUGGCUAGGAAAAACUCCCUAGAAAGGCCAAAACCUAGGAAGAAACCUAGAGAGGAACCAGGCUAUGUGGGGUGGCCAGUUCUCUUCUGGCUGUGCCGGGUAGAGAUUAUAACAGAACAUGACCAAGAUGUUCAAAUGUUCAUAAAUGACCAGCAUGGUCGAAUAAUAAUAAGGCAGAACAGUUGAAACUGGAGCAGCAGCACAGUCAGGUGGACUGGGGACAGCAAGGAGUCAUCAUGUCAGGUAGUCCUGGGGCACGGUCCUAGGCCCCAGGACCUCCGAGAGAGAGAAAGAAAGAGAGAAUUAGAGAGAGCAUAUGUGGGGUGGCCAGUCCUCUUCUGGCUGUGCCGGGUGGAGAUUAUAACAGAACGUGGCCAAGAUGUUCAAAUGUUCAUAAAUGACCAGCAUGGUUGAAUAAUAGCCCUGCGUCUGUGUUUUGCAGUACGGGGUGUUCAGACUCACCAGCUCUGGCAUGGGGGAGGUAGCCCGCUGCAGACUGAAGGGCUUUCACCCACACUCCAAGGACCCGCCUCUCUUCAGCAUCUGUAGGCAUGUUGUUAUAAAGGACUUGAAAACAACCGUGCUGGACCUCAGGUGACAGAGAGGGGAAGGGAAGACACUCACCCCCCUCCUCCUCCUCACCAUCACAAACUGGAUCUCCUAUUUAUAUCUUUGUCUACAAUGAAGGCUUUUGUAUUUUAUUUUUAAAGGACGUACUGUUAAUUGAAACUUCUUUGCAACACAUGGUGAUGAAUUGUUCUAAUGGUGUCGUUUUAUCAACCCUUUAUCCUAAAGUAUGUUUUUUUUUUUUUUUUUUUUGAGAGCUUAACAUGUCAAUUUGGCAGAGUGGAUUUUUUGGGGGGGCUUGUCAGAUUUGAUGUGGAAUUCUCCAGAGAGAACUACUUUAGCAUGCAGGCCUGCUGUAAAUGGCCUGAGGUGUUUUCAGUUUGAGAACUGGCUGAAGUGUGUGCACUUAUGUGUUAUGUGAAUGAUACUCUCCCAUGAAGGUAUCCUUACCAUUUAACUUUCCUGGAACUGGACACUAUGGAAAAGACUUGUAAAACACAAUUAUACAGCAUUUGCACAAUUGAUUACAUGCAGAGAUUUGACGAACAAAUAAAAAUAAAUUGAUUUCUUAAAUAUAAAAUGGACUGGAUUUAAUUGUGAUGGCUCUGUGGCUUAGGGAAGUUGUUUUGUUGUCUUUUUAGUUAGUUAUAAUGAAUGACUUUUGGCCAGUUGGAUGUUAGCCUUGACAUUUUUGCAUUAUUUGUCUUGAGUCUUGAUUUAUUUUGAGGUGUUGACCAGAAAAGAGAACCAUAACUUAAAUAUUCCUAAAAGUAGCCUGUCGAGGUGGCAUGUCUUGUGUGGGGAGGAACAAACCAAAGUGCUCAGAGAAUUUGUAAGCAAAAAAACCUUAGGCGCCUUAAAGUAACAGUAGCUUUUUGCCAUUCAAGGGCCUUGACUACACAGAGCUCAGGUAUCGGCUCACUUUCCACGCCCAUGAAGCAUUUAAGUAGCCUGGUUCCAGACCUAUUUGUGCUCUCAUUGUUUGGCUUGCCAAUGACCAUUUGAAGUUAGCGAAACACCACAGACACAUCUGGGACCAGGCUAGCCUUUAAGCACCCCUCCCUGUAGAAAAUUGAGCUCUCCUUCUUUCACCUUUGGCAGAAGUGGGCGUGAGGGGAAAAUAACUUGUCACACCCCCUCACAGCGGUCCUGAUAAUGGCUUUGUCUUUCAUUUGACUUUAUAUCAGUACUACAGUGUGUUGUUGGACUGUUGCUACAGUGUGAUUAUCUGUCACAGUGGCGCUGUAGGAACAUGCUCUGUUGUAGUGGCUUUGUGCUUAGAAAUGGGAAAGACAACCAGUCAAUGCAGUGACUCUACCACAAUUUUCCACUGUCAUUUUGGUAAUAAAACACAUACUGCUUUA
Molecule: messenger RNA, 3813 nt
Organism: Oncorhynchus nerka (sockeye salmon)
Lineage: Eukaryota; Metazoa; Chordata; Actinopteri; Salmoniformes; Salmonidae
Product: AMSH-like protease
Exons: 10
Coding region: 398-1507 (369 amino acids)
Biological process (GO): protein K63-linked deubiquitination
Cellular component (GO): endosome; membrane
Molecular function (GO): protein binding; K63-linked deubiquitinase activity; metal-dependent deubiquitinase activity
Source: RefSeq, a predicted model, not a curated record